Populus nigra (black poplar) is the source of this 1586-nucleotide messenger RNA. RefSeq lists its product as uncharacterized. The record is from RefSeq and is a predicted model, not a curated record. Bases 191 to 1297 code for a protein of 368 amino acids. The transcript is spliced from 12 exons. NCBI's taxonomy places the organism in Eukaryota, Viridiplantae, Streptophyta, Magnoliopsida, Malpighiales, Salicaceae.
AAACCUACAGGGGAAAUUAUGUAAUUAAACACAACAAAUAAAACAUCCAGGACAGAAUUAUAAGAGAUCAAACUAAAAGUUGAAUUCACAAGCACUUCAUGCAAUAAAAUUGGAGGUUGUCGUUGUCUGGCUGGGUUGGACAAGAUGGGGAUAUUAAUAUUAUGAACUCAUUAGCUUUUUUUGGUUGGAGAUGGCAAGGGCAUUUGCAGUUGGUGUUGGGAAUUGGUGGAGCCAUUCCAAAACUGUGAUUUUAAUUUGGUGUAUUUGCAUCUUCUUCUACAUCUUUUUCUUCCAUAUGACUCUCCAAAAUUCCUCUUCUUCUUCGUCUUCAGAUAAAUAUUCGGAGCAGCGUUCAAGGUUGUAUGAUAAAAUGGAAAGGGAUUUGGAUGAGCGUGGAGCAGCUUUCCUCAAACACGGUGAAACUUCUCAGUCACUGUCGCUCUCGGAUAUUUUCACCCUUAAGGAUGGAUCUGUAACACCUGUGCUCAAGGCUGCAAACCCUCCUGUCCGGGCUAAUGUUUUGUAUCUUAGCCCAGAAUACUCGGUGCCCAUCUCGGACAAUGUAAAGAAUACAUUUAGUUCAUACUUUGAUAAAGUUUGGUUUCAGAACUCUAGUGUAUACCAUUCUAGCAUGUUUCAUGCCUCACAUCAUAUUGAACCUGUUCCUGCCACUGAAGAUGAGAUCGAAGCUGAAGUAAAUGCUGUCAAAGCUGUUGCAGACUCCCUCUGCCCCUUAAAAAUUGUCUUGGAUAGAGUGGUUUUGACUUCAACUGGCGUGCUUCUGGGAUGCUGGCAGCCACCAAAGAAGCAGCUUGUUCCUAUGCUUCUCAUUACAAUGGUGAUUGUGAUAUCCAAGCCUCUUGGAAUGGCCCCUUUUCUGCUCUUAAACAGUGCUGAAGAGAUUCUAUGUUGGCAUGGAAGUUGUCAUCACAUUCAAAAUGGUGGAUCCUGCCCAACAUACAAAAUGCCGAGGGUGAUCUCUGGAACAGAUCCCUUAGCCAUUCGGGCUAAACUGAAAACUGCACUUCCACAUGCCCCAAAGAAGCAACUCUAUGAUGAUGCUAUUCUACACACAUCAUUUGCAAGGCUUUUGGGUCAUCCUAAAUCUCCUCCCAUGGAGCCUUUAGAUGAACUCCGAUUUUUCCAUGAGCUUGUUGCCAAACUAAACGAUAAAAUCCGUGGAUUUGAGGCAGUUGUUUCUGAACUCUGGUAUGUGGAGGAAUAUGAUGUGUUAGCGCUUGCUUUGGACGGAAGAAUGAAGGUCAGCAGGUUCAAACUCGGUUGCAGCAGAACCUAAGGUUUCUUGUUCACAAAUAUAAGUGAGAAUUAAUGAAGCAUAUUUACCAAACGAAUCAACAUACAGGUUUGUAUACACUACACUGGACUUUGGGAUGCUUUGUAAUCACCGUCUCUAUAAAGCCUCUGCAUUUCAGCUUCUUUUAAGAGUGCUAUGUUGAAAUUCCCAACCAUCCACGACUUGGUUUUUAACUAAUCAUUGUCGCCUGUGUAUAUCAUGCAACAGUUUUAAUCUAAAUCGACAAGAGAAUGCAUGAAAUACAAAUAUUACUUGUUUCCCUUUUAUUUUA